Molecule: messenger RNA, 1847 nt
Organism: Rubroshorea leprosula
Lineage: Eukaryota; Viridiplantae; Streptophyta; Magnoliopsida; Malvales; Dipterocarpaceae
Source: the annotation of a GenBank genome assembly
CUCGACAUCAUGGCAUCAUCUAAUCACCAUCCUCUUCCCCCUCCUUUUCAUCAUCUUGGGUUCCACGUGGAACCCAGAUCUGGGCUCCUGGAUUCCACAAGGAACCCAAAAACCCUCUUUUUUUUUUUUUUUUCCUUUUUGUCAUUUUAAAUGUGUCCAAAUUCCAUAAUGGAGCCGGAUGAAACCAAAGUUUCAUAUUCAUUUUUGAAUUAGAGAAGUUAAGUUCAAGGUUUUUUUUUCUUCUUCGUCUUCCAAUACCUGCAAGCUUCAAAGCCAUGGAUCUGAAUCCUGAGAAGGCAAGUGAGAGGAAGAAAGCCACGCCUCCAAUGGAAGAUCUGUCUGGAAAAUGGAUGGAUCUUCUUCCAUCAGAAGUGAUCAUCGACAUUCUAUCGAGACUACCCAUCACCUCCCUUGCUCAGUUCAAGAUCACUUCCUCUUCCGGCCGUGCUUUAGUUGCCGAUCAGAGACUCCCUGCCAUGUUCCUCAACUGGGUAAGUGAUGCUAACCCAUGUCUGAUCAUGACCAACCUUGAUCCAUCUGCCCCCAAGCAACUAUACUUUGUGGACAGUAAUGUCCCGGAUGAAGGGUAUAGCAAUACUGCAAGAAAAAUCAAUCCCUUGAGAAAAGUUUCCAACUUGAAUUUGUUGGGUUGUUGUAAUGGAUUGUUAUGCAUAUCCAUUCCCAAAUACUACUGUUCAAAGGAAGUUCGUGGGUUGCAGAUUUGCAAUCCUUUUGUUAGAGAUUCUCAUUCUAUAGAGUUGCCUAUCCCCAAUCGGUUUAUGAACCAAAGGGAAAUCUUUGGAUUUGGAUUUCAUCCAAGGAGUAGAGGAUUCAAAGUGAUUAGAAUUGUGUUCUCUGACCUUGAUCAUGAAAGGGCAAGAAGCGAUGGUGACUGUCCACAAAUCAGAGAUUCAGGUGUUUACCAUUGGAACAACAGAAUGGAGGAAGAAGGGAGCUUCACCAUAUCUAUUUGAACCAAAAACACCAGAGGCUCUGGUGGAAGGGUCUCUGCAUUGGGCUCUUCCAAGCCUGGGCUACCCCUGCAUCAUCUCCUUUGAGUUGGCUGAGGAAGCUUUUCAGAAAAUCCCACUGCCUUGUGCUGGAUUUUACUUUACAUGUUAUCAUCUUUGUGUGCUUAAUGGGUGUCUAUCCGUUGCUGGAUUCAUCCAAGGCAGCCAAUUGGACAUCUGGGUGAUGAAGGAAUACAAUGUGAAGGAAUCUUGGGUGAAAGAAUUCUGUAUUACAAUAAAUUAUGUUCCUUUGUUCUUCUUUGAUGGGCAGAAUAAUGCUCCUCUAGGAAUGUUAAUUCAAGAUCUUGCUUCGAGUUGGGUGGGAAGAUGCUUAAGGGUUUUAUGUGUCUUGAAGAACGGUGAGAUUGUGCUGGAGUGUAACAAGAAAGCUUUGGUUUCUUAUGAUCCUAAAACUAACAGGUUCAAGGCUUUAAAGAUCAACCGUUUGCCGCAGCAGUUCCAAGCCUUUGUUUUUCAACCUACACUGUUCUCGGCUAAGGAAACCGUUGGAUUGAAAUGGAGCUUUAACCUUCACUACUCAUAUAUAAUUUGCUCUGUUUAAGUGAGGCUUCUGAUGGAUAUUAAUAUUACUGAUCAUGUCUUGAAGUUAGUCGAAGAUGGAUUAGAGGCUGCAGGUAGGAAUGUAGUUGAAGUUUUCACUUGAGGCAAGCAGAAUACUGAAUUAAUUUCAGGUUUCCCUCUACAAUUUUGUUCUUAUGCUAGAUGAAGUAAUUGUCAUAUAACCAUUAAUAGUUGGACAUUGACUAUUUUCUAUAUUUUAACUACUAGUUUUAAGCCUCAUUGAUGGAAUAAUAGAAAUAAAAGGAUUGUGUAUUU